CUGAUUUAUUACCAUUUCCGCAUAACUCGUAAUCUAAUCGUACCAGAAAAUAAAAACCCAUAUACCCGAGACAAAAAAUCAUAAAAGGCUUUGCUUGCUCUAUCCCUUUAAUUCAGUCUCUUUCCCUUCUGAAACAAGCAAUAUCCACAUGCUUCUUAUAUAUACACACAACUCGCACAUAUAUAUAACCGGAAUAAAGGUCAUCGUCAUAUCUUUUAAUCCCUGUUGUUUAGCCUCUAAGCAUUGCCCUUCCCCACUCUACUACCCUUCACUCACUAAUAUUCUCCCUCUCACCUUUUCUUGUUUCCCUUAUCAAACAACAAUAAAUCUGCUAAUUUCUGUAAUAGAAUCCCAUUUAGUUUCUUUUUAAUUUUCUUGAUUUUCCCCUUUUGACCAAAAUCUUGGAUUUUCCACUCACAACAUUUUAGUUUUGCACUCUCUUGGAUCUUUUUCACACACGGAUGGGAAAUACUUGCUUUGGGGAUGCUUCCAAAUCGACGGCGGAAAUUGCGCCGUCGGAGCUGGUAAAACCCCCUCCGACGAUCAAACUCUACGGCCAACCCGAUAGCUUCGCGACCUCCCACAUCCGAUUGGCCCUCCUCUACAAGCCCGUCACUCUCCAAUUCGUCCCAUCGGAUGCCCACCCGAACCCGACCCUCAUCUACAAAUCCGAGGUCGUCUCCGGCUCCGUCGAGGACAUCCUCCGCUACCUGGACGCCAAGUUCCCGGACCCGCCGCUGUCCGUGGCGGCGAGCGGCAGCAUAUGGGGUUGGUGCGGGGAGGCGACGCCUGUGGUGGUCUGGGUGGUGGUGCUGCAGCACCGGAGCGUGAGCUGGCACCUGGAGAGGAUGGUUAAGUGGGCGGAGGACAUGGCGGCGCGUGGGGGUAAAGCGAUGGGGGAUCCGUCGAUGGGGAGCCCCAGGAUGGAGGUGAAGAAGUUUGGGAAGAGCUACUCGCAGCUGUUGCAGGUGAUGCUGGAGCACGCGCAGAUGGAGGAGACCGUCCUCUUUCAGAUCCUCGAAUCCGCUGAUCGAGUGGGGGGUAAAAUUUUCCAGAUUUAUAGAUACUUAGAUAGGGUUGUGGGAUCCCUGAUGUUUUUAGAGGGUGAAAAAGAGCAUAAUACUGGGAACAUGGUAACCGGUAAGGAAUGUUAUUCAUUUCCUAAAGGAUUGCUCGGGUUAUGCAAGUCCGCGAAUGAGGAACACGCACGACAUUUGCCUAUAAUGAAUGGUAUCAAAGAAGAGAUAAAGACCAUUGGAGUCAUGAAUGCGGGAAGCCCCGAUUAUCAAGAGGUCCUCAUCAACCUUACAUCUCGUCUCAAAAGAUUAAAGGAAGACUGCAGAAAGCACUUUGAGGAGGAAGAACGAGAGCUGCUGCCGCUAAUGGAGGCAACUGAAUUAAACAAAAAGCAGCAAGAGAAAGUAUUGCAACAAUCAUUGGAUGUGAUGCGCGAAACACAUUCCCAUUUGUUUCGGUUUUUUAUGGAGGGCCUUGGACCUCAAGAUGCAAUGCACUACUUUGACUUGAUCAAGAGAUACUGUGACAAUGUUCGAGUAUCACUCAUGCUCCACAUGAUGGUCGAUUAAAGGCAAUUUUUGUUUUGAUCGAUUAUUUGGUUGGUUCAAUUUACUUCAUGAUAAUCGAUGGCAUUAUCGACACAACGACUAACUUUUGAUAUCGUUUGCUUCGCUCUCAAGGGGCAACAACUUAAUCUCCUUUUUUUUGUUGUAAUUUGGUUUUCUCUCAACAUUCGGCUGCCUGUGCUUACUGUCAUGUUGAGAGUGUAUCAUUAGUCAUUUUACUGUUCUUGAUUGAUGCAGGUGAUUAAGAUUUGAAAUAGAUAGUAAUUUGACCUGCUACUAUUUCUGUUUGUAUAUUCGCUGAACUCUGGAAGUUUUAUACUUUACAAUUGCCUGAAAUUUAGAAAAUUUGUAUUAGUUUCACAUGAAUUAAUAGAGUGGAGAAUUUGUGUUAGUUUCACAUGAAUUAAUAGAGUGGAGAUAUU
Messenger RNA from Striga asiatica, 2005 nucleotides. The record is from the annotation of a GenBank genome assembly. NCBI's taxonomy places the organism in Eukaryota, Viridiplantae, Streptophyta, Magnoliopsida, Lamiales, Orobanchaceae.